AUGCGCAUCGCCAGUAAGCGGAUAAACUCCCUCUCAGUUGUCGAGGGGCUUGCAGGAUAAUGGCGAGAUGGGCCAGAACGCCUCCUCUAUUUUCAGCAUUGGGAUGCAACGCUGAGCGCGCUGGCAAGCUCAAACUCCACUCAGGUCAGCAGUGGAGAAGAUCACCAUGUUGAGCGAGACGUGCCAAAGCAAGGAUCAAGAUCGGCCUUGGUGCGCGUGAAGAACCAUGACGACUUCGAGUAUAAGAUAUCUCAAGUUCCCCGUGGAUGCUUGUCCAGAUCCAACCCCAACAUCCUCACCAAGCAGAUCAAAGCAAGCCUUCGCCUUCCCACCUAAGUCCUAAUUUCACCGAAUCAACUCUCACAAGCUUGCUACCGACUCAGCUGUCAGCUCCUCCAUCAUGCAGCUCACCAGCCUGGCUCUGUGCCUGGCCGCGGCCAUCUCGACCGUCGCCGCCUACCCCAUCAAGGGUGACGGCGUCAACUGCCGCACCGGCCCAGGCACCAGCUACAAGGUCGUCAAGUCGUAUGCCAAGGGCGUCGACGUCAAGAUCACCUGCCAGACCCACGGCGAGUCCAUCAACGGCGACACGCUCUGGGACAAGACGUCGGACGGCUGCUACGUGGCCGACUACUACGUCAAGACGGGCACCACCAACAUGGUGACGGGCCAGUGCGGCGGCAGCUCAGGCGGCAGCUCCGGCGGCGGCGGCGGCACCUCGUCGUACAACGGCAAGAUCAGCCGGGCCGAGAUCAUCUCGCGCGGCGAGUACUGGAUCUCGCGGCACGUGCCGUACUCGAUGUCCAAGACGUACCCGGACCCGCAGGGGCGCAAGUACCGCACCGACUGCUCGGGCUUCGUGUCGAUGGCGCUGCACGCCAACGCGCCGGGCUACAGCACCGUCACGCUCACGGACAUUGUCAAGCCCAUCAAGUGGUCCGAGCUCAAGCCGGGCGACGUCGUCGGCACCCUCGGCCCCGGCACCGCCGGCGCCUCCGGCCACGUCACCCUCUUCCACUCGUGGGCCGACAGCGCCCACAAGGAGUACAACACGCUCGAGUGCCGCGGCACCGCCUACGGCUGCGUCGCCUACAAGCGCCCCGUCGGAUGGAAGGACGGCAGCUUCACCGCCAAGCCGUACCGCUACAUCCGCGUGACCGACUAAGGUGGCGUCUGGUCUUCGGUCUGCUGGCGCUUUGGAACUUUUGGCUGCUGGGUGUUGUGUAUAUCGAAAUGGCUGCGCACACGAGGGCGGCGGCUGGUUGGUGUCUUGGUUGCCU
This is a messenger RNA of Thermothielavioides terrestris NRRL 8126, 1280 nucleotides long. RefSeq lists its product as uncharacterized. The transcript has a single exon. NCBI's taxonomy places the organism in Eukaryota, Fungi, Ascomycota, Sordariomycetes, Sordariales, Chaetomiaceae. The coding region runs from base 401 to 1165 and encodes 254 amino acids. The record is from RefSeq and is a predicted model, not a curated record.